GCCGAGUUUAAAGUUGGAUGGAUAAUAAUGAUUGGAAAAGGCUUAAAAAGGGGCCAUUUUAUUCAUUCUACUUGCUCAAAAAAUCUCUUUUCUAAUUCCUUGAAAGUUCCUUUUUCUUAUACUGCUUAAUCAUGUGGUGGUUGCACUAGCAUAAGCUCAUAUGCAAAUUCAGAAGCCUAACAAUUCUAAUUUUGUAGUCUGUUCGUGCCUAUAGGUUCAUUGUAAUUAACAUGCUCAUUAAUUGAUUAAUCACCACUAAAAACGAAGCAAACUCAUACCUUCUGCAGAUCAGCAAGGAAGUCCCCAGGAACUUCCGAACACCCCUUUUCGAUUUUAUAUAAACUCAUGAUGGCUGAUGAUUGAUAUUGCUUGUUCAGUGUUAAUUAUUUCUUGUUGUAUCAGAUGCAUGCAUGCUUUAUCAGUACAAUCAGGCUCUUAGGAAGUAUUAUUUCAAUAUAAAUGGUAUAUCCCAACCUGAUGAAGUCGAAAUCAAACUGUAUUCAGAUCCCGGGUCCAUUGAUCAUCGGUGCUGGACCUUCAGGGCUAGCUGCGGCUGCCUGUCUGAGACGUAAAGGAGUUCCAUUCUUUAUCGUCGAGAAGGAAAGCUGUCUGGCCUCAUUAUGGAAACUGAAAACAUAUGAUCGUUUAAAACUUCACCUCCCGAAAGAAUUCUGUCAAUUGCCUUACUUGCCGUUUCCCCAAGAAUUUCCUGCAUACCCCACAAAGCAACAAUUUAUAACUUACUUGGAAGCUUAUGCCAAUCAGUUCUCAAUCACGCCAAGAUAUGGCGAGGGAGUACAGUGGGCACACUAUGAUCCUGCUAAACGUCUGUGGCACGUUCGUGCAGAUAAAGCUGUGUAUCUGUGCCGCUGGCUCAUUAUAGCAACAGGGGAGAAUGCAGUUCCAGUACUGCCAAAUAUAGCUGGAUUGCAAGACUUCGGUGGAAGAAUACUACACACUAGUGAAUACAAGAAUGGCGAUGAAUACCGAGGAAGAAAGGUUCUGGUUGUGGGUUGCGGGAAUUCAGGCAUGGAGAUUAGUUUGGACCUUUGUAACUAUGAUGCUCAGGUUUCUUUAGUGGUGAGACAUGAGUUGCAUGUUUUGCCUAAAGAAAUGCUUGGUAAAUCAACUAUUGCUCUCUCGAUGCAUUUGAUUAAGUGGCUACCAUUAAGAUUUGUGGAUUGGCUAUUGAUCUUGUCUUCCUGGUUGAUUCAUGGUGAUACAAGCAGAAGAGGGAUAGUAAGACCUAAAACUGGCCCCUUGCAGCUUAAAGAGGCUACUGGCAGAACCCCAGUUCUGGACGUUGGUUCAAUGGCUAAAAUCAAUACCGGUGAAAUUAAGGUGGUUCGGGGCAUCAAGAAAUUCAUACCCAAAGGCGUUGAAUUCGAGGGUGGAAGAACAGAGGGAUUUGAUACAGUUAUCCUAGCAACAGGGUAUAGAAGCAAUGUAGCAUCAUGGCUCAAGGAGGAAGAUUUCAUCAGCGAAAAAGAUGGAAAUUCACAAAAUACAUUUCCUAAAGGCUGGAAAGGAGAGAAUGGAAUAUAUAGUGUUGGUUUCAGCCGGCAAGGUUUGUUAGGAAUUUCAAUUGAUGCACAAAGAGUUGCAGAAGACAUUGUUGGGCAAUGGAAGUCUUGAGACAAUAUUAAUCAAUAUACAAUGCUAACUAUCUGACCAUAGACUUACAUUUAGGCAAUUUCAAAUUUCAAUUGUCGAAAACUUAGAAACUUGAAAAGAAAUGUUCUACACUUAGUUCACUUACUAAGGAGGUGAAAUUAGUUUAUCAGUUAUCACGUAUGGUGUGAAACUAAAUGCAUAGAGCAUUCGAAAACUAUUAACCAUUAAGCCAAAUCUUUGUUGUGAAACUAAUUGCAUAGAGCAUUCAAAAACAAAAACUAUUAACCAUUGAGCCAAAGCUUUAUCAGCUUUACAGUCUAAACAAAACACUUAGAGGAGAGCCCGGGAGAGCGAAUAUGAUCUCUCUGCCUCGCCAAUCAGUACAUCCAAAAGACUAUCUCUAUAUUUGAGCUCAAUAAACAAGCGUUUAACUCUAUACAAAUUCUGUUAUACCUUUGUCAAUGCAGCCAAAUAUUACUCAAA
Molecule: messenger RNA, 2097 nt
Organism: Daucus carota subsp. sativus
Lineage: Eukaryota; Viridiplantae; Streptophyta; Magnoliopsida; Apiales; Apiaceae
Product: probable indole-3-pyruvate monooxygenase YUCCA5
Exons: 4
Coding region: 460-1635 (391 amino acids)
Molecular function (GO): monooxygenase activity; flavin adenine dinucleotide binding
Source: RefSeq, a predicted model, not a curated record